AUGCAUCUUACCGGUGUCUUUAUUCUGGUGCUUCUUGCCGUUGGUACAGUUUCGCCAUUGAUCAAUGGCAUUCCCUGGGCUAUUCUCAAAAUUUCUGUAUGUAAUUAUUUUGCUCAAUAUCCUGAUCGCGCUGCACGUGCGUUAACCAAUGUCAACCAAGCGUUGCACAAAUUCGAUAACACACCACGAGCUUUCAAUAAUACUUUGGUUUAUGUAAAUGCUCCUGGAAAUUGGCAGAGACUCAUCGGUGGUACAACCCAAUGCUCUGGAUUCAUCGAUGGACUAGGCGAAGCGCUGAAAGCUGAUUUCCAAAAUCAACCAAGUACUGGUAAACCUAUUGCAGGUCAAAUUAUAGGAGAAUUUAAACAGCUUUUUGCUGGUAUGUUCUAA
Rotaria socialis is the source of this 390-nucleotide messenger RNA. The record is from the annotation of a GenBank genome assembly. Lineage: Eukaryota; Metazoa; Rotifera; Eurotatoria; Philodinida; Philodinidae.